Molecule: messenger RNA, 501 nt
Organism: Bursaphelenchus xylophilus (pine wood nematode)
Lineage: Eukaryota; Metazoa; Nematoda; Chromadorea; Rhabditida; Aphelenchoididae
Source: the annotation of a GenBank genome assembly
AUGAAGUUCCAAAUCCUCAUCCUUGCUUCGAUUUUUCUUUCCGCCUGCGCCAACGGAGCUCUCCGCCAGAUCUACAAUCAACUGACCACUGAACAACGUCAACAAGUGGAGCAAAUCUUCGAACAAAACCGCAACGCCACCAAGGGCCAAUUUAAGUCAGCGUUGAACAAUUUUAUCAGCACUUUGUCAACCGAGCUACAAAGCGAAAUCAGCCAAGCCAACGCGACCUUUCAACAGCGAAUUCAAGAGAAUUCUCAGCGAGUUGCGAACCUAAGCGCGGCCGCUCAAAGUUUGUACAGUCAGAUCACGGCGAUCGGUGAGAACGAUAAUCUCACGUUCCAAGAAAGCCGUCAGCAGAUCGAGCAGCUCUUACAAAGCGCUGAUCCAUCCGUCAUUCAGGAGUUCGAGAGCAAUAGAGUGUUCUUGCCGGGAGUCCAUCCAUCCCACUCAUGCAGUGGCCAGAAUAUGGGAGUUACUGGCAAUCCUUUUGAGACAAACUGA